This is a messenger RNA of [Candida] anglica, 894 nucleotides long. The record is from the annotation of a GenBank genome assembly. Lineage: Eukaryota; Fungi; Ascomycota; Pichiomycetes; Serinales; Debaryomycetaceae.
AUGUUCCCAACUUUACGACGUGCUUAUACAGUGGCAAAGACUGGUAGAUGUAACUUACCUCUUGCUAAUGGCCCUGUUUCCUUAGUUUCAGAACAAUUUGUUACCAAACAAUUUGUACAAAAAGAUCCAAGAACAAUUCUUUUCCUUCAUGGAUUUCUUGGAUCAAAAAAGAAUUAUAGAUCAAUUGGGAAGAAAUUAAGUAGAGAACUUGGGUUUAAUGUGAUUGGCUUAGACAUGAGGAACCAUGGUGAGUCCCCCAAGGCACUCCCAUUGAAUUAUGAGACCAUGGCCAAAGAUGUAGAGCAAUACCUUGAUACCAAUAAAUUGAGUAAACUUGUAGUAGUUGGACAUUCAAUGGGGGCCAAAGUAGCCAUGGUAUUAGCCUUGAAAAGACCAGAAUUGAUUGACUCAUUGGUGGUGGUUGAUAACAUGCCCGCAUAUACUCCAUUGGAUCCAUCCUUUAGAAGAAAUUUGAAAGCUUUACAAGAAAUCGAACAAGAUAAAAUCUCAUCUAAAUUGAAUGGUCGAAUAAUUCAAAAUGAAGUACAAGAUAUUUUAACUAAACAUGGGAUAGAACCAAUGGUUCAAACAUUCCUAUUAUCAAAUAUGGUGAAAGGUAAAGAUGUGAUUACAUUCCAAAAUCCAAAUACUUGCUUUAUCGAACAUGAUGCAAUUGAAAUAGUCAGUCAAUGGCCGAAAAGGGAGACCUUGGGUCAGAAAUAUCGAGGUCCAGUGUUGGUGAUAAGGAGUACUCAAUCCGGGUUUAUUAGCUCUAUUGAGCUGUUUGAUGAUUAUUUCGAAUCAGUGAAAGUUAUUGAUUUUGACACUGGUCAUUACAUUAUUACAGAAAAGAGUAAGGAAUUUACAGACACAUUAAUUGAAUUUAUAAAGUGA